Molecule: messenger RNA, 1792 nt
Organism: Osmia lignaria (orchard mason bee)
Lineage: Eukaryota; Metazoa; Arthropoda; Insecta; Hymenoptera; Megachilidae
Product: fumarate hydratase, mitochondrial
Biological process (GO): fumarate metabolic process; tricarboxylic acid cycle; malate metabolic process
Cellular component (GO): mitochondrion
Molecular function (GO): fumarate hydratase activity
Source: RefSeq, a predicted model, not a curated record
UACAACACACUUUGGGUCUAGUUUUCAAGCAGUUCGUCUGCUUAUACCCGCUUCUGUCUGCUAAACUUGAUGUUGGUUGUUUUUUGUAAUUUCACCCUUUUCCGAAUUGCAGAAUAUUUGUAAAAGAAAUAAACACUGAAAAUAAGUAGAAUGACGUCGAAUCUUUUGAGAAGUACACUUGUCAGUCAUGGAUUGCGAGAAUUUAAGGAACCAUUAGCGUUUUUAACGCUAAAACUAUCGUUUGGUACAUCGUCAGUUUACAAAGGCUGUAAGGAAAGUGAUAAAGAUUCUGGUGGUAAAAAUAAAGAAUUUCGAAUUGAAAAGGAUACUUUUGGAGAACUAAAGGUUCCUGCUGACAAAUAUUAUGGAGCACAAACAAUGAGAUCAAUGAUUAAUUUUCCAAUUGGUGAUACCUUUGAAAGGAUGCCUUACGGAGUUAUUGUUGCAAUGGGCAUAUUAAAAAAAGCUGUAGCAGAGGUAAAUAAAGAGUAUGGUUUGGAUCCAAAAAUAGCAGAUGCUAUAAGUAAGGCUGCAGAUGAUGUUAUAUCUGGAAAGCUUUACAAUGAUCAUUUUCCAUUAGUAAUUUGGCAAACAGGUUCUGGAACACAAACCAAUAUGAACACUAAUGAGGUAAUCUCAAAUCGUGCAAUUGAAUUGCUUGGUGGUGAACUGGGAUCAAAAACACCUGUGCAUCCAAAUGAUCAUGUAAAUAAAUCUCAAAGCAGUAAUGACACAUUUCCAACGGCUAUGCACAUAGCAGUUGCUUUAGAAAUUAAGAAAGUAUUGCUUCCUGGAUUAGAAAAAUUGUAUAAUGCUUUAAGUGAUAAAGCUGAUGCAUGGCAAGAUAUUAUAAAAAUUGGCAGAACUCAUACUCAAGAUGCUGUGCCUUUGACAUUAGGGCAAGAAUUUUCAGGUUAUGCAAUGCAAGUUUGCAAUGGCAUGAAAAGAGUGCAUGAUACUCUUCCGCGACUGUAUGAGUUAGCUCUCGGUGGUACUGCAGUAGGUACAGGACUGAAUACAAAAAAAGGUUUUGCAGAGAAAGCAGCAAAAAAGAUAGCAGAACUUACUGGUUUACCUUUUGAAACAGCCCCCAAUAAAUUUGAAGCUUUAGCUACACAUGAUGCCAUGGUAGAAGUGCAUGGUGCACUUAAUACAGUAGCAGUAUCACUUAUGAAGAUUGCUAAUGAUAUUCGAUUUUUGGGAAGUGGACCUCGUUGUGGCUUAGGAGAACUAUCUCUCCCUGAAAAUGAACCAGGAAGUUCAAUAAUGCCUGGUAAAGUUAAUCCAACACAAUGUGAAGCAUUAACUAUGGUCUGUUCUCAAGUAAUGGGCAAUCACGUUGCUGUAACUGUUGGUGGUAGCAAUGGUCAUUUCGAACUGAAUGUGUUUAAACCUCUGAUCGUCGCAAAUACAUUAAGAUCUGCAAGACUUUUGGGCGAUGCUGCCGCUUCAUUUACCAAGAACUGUGUUGUUGGCAUUAAACCAAAUAAAGAUAAAAUUGACAAACUUCUAAAUGAUAGUUUAAUGCUUGUCACAGCAUUAAAUCUACAUAUUGGUUAUGAUAAGGCUGCUGCAAUCGCAAAACAAGCACACAAAGAAAAUCUUACAUUGAAAGAAAGUGCACUUAAGAAUGGCGUAACUGAAGAACAAUUUAAUGAAUGGGUCAGACCUGAAAACAUGAUUGGUCCUAAUUAAAUGAUAAGUAUAGCAGAAAGAAGCUAGGGAACUAAAACUUUUUUUUAUUAAAAAAUAUUAAAUGAAUUUCUGUCAACAGAUGUAACAUUUAUACUGC